AAAAUGUGCUAGACGAUGAUAAUGAAGAAUCAGACAUAUGUUCCCAAUCCAACCAUAUUCAAAAUAUAAAGCUGAAAAAGCCAAUAAUUUCUUAUAAGCAAAUAAUUAAAACUGACACAGCUUUAUUUCGUUCUGACUUGGCUCUUGCUUAUCAAGAUUUCGGAUAUAAUGCAUCGCUAAUUAGCAAGUAUUAUGGCUUUUAUGAAAGCGCAUCCUAUACGCAAAAUGAUGGUUACACUGAAAUUAAAUACCAUUUGCAUAAGAAUGAUGUGGUAACAAUUCGAGUGAAUAAUUAUGAAGGUUAUGCGAUGGUUAAAGGUAUCUUUAAGCACAAGAACAAUGACGGCAGUUAUUACCCGUUUGUUUAUGUUGAUUGGUUUGAAGAUACAUCGAGAAAACACAUAAAAGUAAAUUGUCCGAUAUUUGUUCUUCAUCAAGAUACUUCACGUCGCAGAAUUUUUUCUUUAACAAACGUGGAUGGA
Racocetra persica is the source of this 482-nucleotide messenger RNA. Lineage: Eukaryota; Fungi; Glomeromycota; Glomeromycetes; Diversisporales; Gigasporaceae. The record is from the annotation of a GenBank genome assembly.